CAGACACCCCCGCACACGAACACGCUCGUUCAGAUACAACCGACAUUACAGAAUGGCCACCAACAUCACCUGGCACGCAGGUCUCACACGCAAGGAGCGCAUUGAGCUGCGCAAGCAGAAGGGAUGCACAGUCUGGUUCACUGGUCUCUCGGCGUCGGGAAAGUCGACCAUUGCUACAGCUCUUGAGCAACAUCUCCUCCAUCUCGGCAAGCAGACGUACAGACUGGACGGCGACAACGUGAGAUUUGGACUGAACAAGGACCUUGGCUUCUCGCCCAAGGAUCGCGAGGAGAAUAUCCGCCGCAUUGCAGAGGUUGCCAAGCUCUUCGCCGACUCCACCACAAUUGCCUUGACAUCUUUCAUUUCACCUUACAAGGCCGAUCGCCAGCUCGCUCGUGAGCUUCACGCCGACACCAGCAACACCGACUCCCCACUUCCUUUCAUUGAGGUCUUCGUAGACAUCCCAGUCGAAGAGGCCGAGAAGCGCGAUCCGAAAGGACUGUACAAGAAGGCUAGAGCUGGCGACAUCAAGGAUUUCACUGGUAUCAGUGCGCCAUAUGAAGCUCCGGAGAAUGCUGAGAUUCACAUUCACUCGGAAAAGACAAGUGUAGAGGAAGCUGUACAAAUCAUCACAGACUACUUGCAGAAGCAGGGUUUGUUGGAUGCAUAGAUCCUGACUGGGACAGAUUAUGGAGAUGAGUGACGCGCAUGUGUACAUUGAGAUAGAGAAAGACGCGAAUAGGACAUUUGCAACAGGAUCAGGUGUUCUUGGCUCUC
Pseudocercospora fijiensis CIRAD86 is the source of this 777-nucleotide messenger RNA. RefSeq lists its product as uncharacterized. The transcript has 3 exons. The record is from RefSeq and is a predicted model, not a curated record. Gene Ontology annotation, molecular function: ATP binding; adenylylsulfate kinase activity. The coding region runs from base 53 to 670 and encodes 205 amino acids. Gene Ontology annotation, biological process: sulfate assimilation. Lineage: Eukaryota; Fungi; Ascomycota; Dothideomycetes; Mycosphaerellales; Mycosphaerellaceae.